AGUUCGUCAACAGCAUCGGAAUCAAAACAAAAUAAACGGCGAUAAAAUAAAGUUCGCUAGUGCUCUACGUGAAAUUUAAAGAAUGGCUUGAAAUGUGAUUAGUAUGACGGCUUGACUGUCCCGCACUGUAAGCACUAAAGCAAAGGGAUAUUCGGGGGGGCGCCGGCCUUCACACGGCAGGGCCGGGUUUCAAAUCCCAUCCAAACCGCCUCCUCGUACGUAGGGCUGUCUACUUUACUACGGAUGUUAGUCUUCUAAAGACAAUGCUAAAAGCAAUGAGUCAUACAACUGCAAGAAGUAGACCAUCAACCCGUGGCUCAACAUGUACGGUUGAGUAAUGCAACAAGCCCCCGGUAUGCUUGGAUCUAGUUAGGGAAGUGAAACAAAAAAACACACACAUCGUUUAGUUCCAAAGGAGAAACCAGUGCGAGCGGUCGGUAGCACUGUUGCCGGUGUGUCAUCGCGUUGUCAUCGCGUGCAAUUGUGCUGCGGGAACCGCCGUGGACGCAUUCCUUCAGCAUAACGCUAGUUCCGGUGCACUGUGCGCGCACAUCGCGGUGUGUUUCUUCUGUGCUUCGAUACCAUUGUCGCUAAUCCCGGGGGGCUGUGGCACGCGUCCGGUCGGAGAAUCUUUUGCGACAGUGUGCGUGUGUGUGUGUGCAGUGUUGUUGCAACAGGCCAUUUUGGUUGGGAAUUGUUUUGUGAAAUGUGACAGGUGAUUGUGAAACUGCAUCAAACCGUCAGGCAGCAGUUAAAAGGGCAAUAGUAUUGAGAGAAAAAAAGGGCUUUACAAGUACAGUCGAGUGCGCGUGUGGCCGUUUGCUCAUCAAAACAAAGUUCCCCGGUUGGGGGUCCUCCAUCCAACAUUCUUCGUCGGUGUCACGCCAUUGUUCCCGUGCCUGAAUCGUAAUGGAUACGUACGUCAAAAAUCUGCUCAACGGUUGGAACAUGCCGGAACUGAUAAAAGUGUUUCAAGAGGAGGAAAUCGAUGAAGCUGCCUUCAAGUGCCUCAAGUACGAUAUGAUCAAGGAGAUAAUACCACGCAUUGGCAAGCGGGCCAAGUUCCUGCAGCGGUACGAGGAGUACAAGGAGAACCUAACGGAACGGCCCGCCUUUGCCGAGCUGCAGCUGGACGAUAAGGACCGUUUCCCGCCAGCUUCGCCCCAAAAACCGUCCCGCAUCGACUGGGGACGAAUAGAGAAGGUGUGCGGCCCAGUACCGAUCUACCUAAAGAAUCUGCUCAAGAUGUGCGGUUACGAGGCGGAAAGCAGCCUGCGCAACCUGAACGACGACGACUUCAUCGACAUGGAACGGUUCGCCCGGGAAGAGCUGAUCCAUCUCGUCCCGGCGACGCAGUUCUACUUUCACAUCUUCUGCAGCGAUCCGGCCCGCGAAUUUCGACUCGUCCCAGGCCACCGCAAGCUGCUGCUGCAGAUCAGUGCCUACCUGAACUACACCAAGGUGGCUAGUGAAAUUCAACGUCCCGAACCGGCCCUCCGCAUACCCGCCGAACUAACGAUUCAGCGGGAACGCGAACACCGACUUCUUCUCGCUCAGCAACAGCAGCAACAACAGCAACAGAAGGAACACCACCACCAGCAGCAGCAGCAGAAAGCAGAGCAGCACAAAGAGCACCAGCAGCAGCAGCAGCUCCUGCAGCAACAGCAGCAACUGCUGCAAGAGGUGGUACGCAUGCACCAGCAGCCGAUGUCCGACAUGCAGGAGCAGAUGCUGACGGAGCUGAAAAUUUCGCACAAAAACUCGCCGCUCGCGUUCGAGCAGGCGACCGUGUUCCCGCCGCUCAGCGACGAGGAGCGCAUCAAGAAGAUCCAGGGCUGCAUCGUGAAGCUGAUCGACAUGUGGAGCGAAAAGCAACCGAUCAAGCUGCAGAUCGCGGAGGAAAUGAUCAACGUGACGUACGAGAGCAACGGCUACAACGCAUUCAUCAAGUGCCCGAUGUGUGCGGUACAGAUCAAGGUGUCGAAGCUGCCGACGAAGAAGGGCGAUCGGUUUGUGAUCUCCAACUUCUCGAAGCACAUCAUCAAGAUGCAUUUUUCUCAGCUUAGCGAGGGUGCGGGCGGUGGUGGUGGCGGUGGCGGUGUAGGCGGUGGUGGUAUCGGUGGCGGUGGACACGGUGGGUCGGUCGGGUCCGAGCGACACCUGAGCAUGGACAAUGUGUCCUCGUACUAUGGGGGGGAAAACUCGGACAGCAACACCUACCCGUACGAUGACUAUGGGUCGGGCAAGCGGGCCAAGCUGGAGGAGGACGAGGACGAGCUGGACCCAUUACCGCCCCACCUGCUCCACCCGUACGUCAGCAUUAAGGACGAAAUCAUCGAUCUGGAUGCGUAGCGGGUGAGGGCCGUUUGUGAGCCGCGCCCAAGCGUGUGCCGAAAGCAAACGAAACGUGCGGUGGUGGCGAUGCCGAUGCACGGAUAACGAUACGAAGAAUAGCUAAUAGAAGAAGAAACCAAUCGCGCCAAUUUUUCCAUUCCUCAAUCAAACCAAAUAGCCUCUCUUAGCUUGUUGACUCUCAUAGAUUUACGACCGCCGGUCGCGUUAGGGUGUAAGGUUAGGCUGUUACAUUUUAAACUGCGCGCCACUGCGGGAAGGAUCCUGCGCGGAAAGGUGUUUUAUUUACUAGCAAUUAUUUUUACGCAACACGCUGCGAACCGUGCGGAUAGAACCACGUGGCAUGAGAAAAGACUUAAUUUUUUGGAACUGAACUUGCGGUCUGACUUCGCGCAGAUACCCGUUUUUGACGGGAGCAACGUAGCAAACGUAGAUAGGUUGAUAGCGAAAAGAAAAUGGUGUACAUAAGGAGUAUAAGUAAAUGAUGCUAGUAAAUGGCAAUGUUGCUGCAAAUAAAUGGCAAAUGUGUACGUUCUG
Molecule: messenger RNA, 2889 nt
Organism: Anopheles stephensi (Asian malaria mosquito)
Lineage: Eukaryota; Metazoa; Arthropoda; Insecta; Diptera; Culicidae
Product: hybrid signal transduction histidine kinase B-like
Exons: 6
Coding region: 910-2352 (480 amino acids)
Source: RefSeq, a predicted model, not a curated record